This is a messenger RNA of Peromyscus maniculatus bairdii (prairie deer mouse), 793 nucleotides long. NCBI's taxonomy places the organism in Eukaryota, Metazoa, Chordata, Mammalia, Rodentia, Cricetidae. The record is from RefSeq and is a predicted model, not a curated record.
UCCGCCAUCUAAACAUGGGGCCCUCUGGACGGCAGUCGGGUCGAGUGGCGACGCCUCCCGGGGCCAUCUUGGUUGAGGGCGGAAGUGAGCGCUGCGUGGUGCCGGAGUUGCCUGAAGAUCCCAGACGCGUGUGGGAGCGGCGCUCAGCAUGCUCCGCCGGGAGGCUCGCCUGCGCCGCGAGUACCUGUACCGCAAGGCCCGGGAGGAUGCGCAGCGAUCCGUUCAGGAGAAGAAGGAGCGAGUCAAGCGUGCUCUGGAAGAAAACCAGCUGAUUCCCACUGAGCUACGCCGGGAGGCUCUAGCCUUACAGGGGUCCCUGGAGUUUGAUGAUGCUGGCGGUGAAGGUGUGACCAGCCACGUAGAUGAUGAAUAUCGAUGGGCUGGUGUUGAAGAUCCUAAAAUCAUGAUCACUACCUCCCGAGACCCCAGUUCUCGCCUGAAGAUGUUCGCAAAGGAACUGAAGCUGGUGUUCCCAGGUGCCCAGCGCAUGAACCGAGGUCGGCAUGAGGUUGGCGCGCUGGUGCGAGCUUGCAAAGCCAAUGGGGUCACCGACCUGUUGGUUGUCCAUGAGCAUCGAGGCACACCUGUGGGGCUCAUUGUCAGCCAUCUGCCCUUCGGUCCUACGGCUUACUUCACACUGUGCAAUGUGGUUAUGCGGCAUGACAUCCCUGACCUGGGCACCAUGUCUGAAAGGUCAGUCUCCUUGUGGGACCUUCAGCGAGUUGCUCCACCACUUCCUACGCCAGCUUUCGUCUGCACAACGGGAACAGUGGGUAGUUUCCGCUUAGGAUGA